This is a messenger RNA of Nerophis ophidion (straightnose pipefish), 5435 nucleotides long. It is a transcript of the gene atp2b3b, whose product is annotated as ATPase plasma membrane Ca2+ transporting 3b. Gene Ontology annotation, biological process: regulation of cytosolic calcium ion concentration; calcium ion transmembrane transport. Gene Ontology annotation, molecular function: ATP hydrolysis activity; P-type calcium transporter activity; ATP binding. The record is from RefSeq and is a predicted model, not a curated record. Lineage: Eukaryota; Metazoa; Chordata; Actinopteri; Syngnathiformes; Syngnathidae. Gene Ontology annotation, cellular component: membrane; intracellular membrane-bounded organelle. The coding region runs from base 586 to 4542 and encodes 1318 amino acids. The transcript has 27 exons.
CGUGCGCGCGCGGGCUCCUCCUCCAGAGAUGUCGCAGGAGCAUCUCCUGUCAGCGCGGCCUUUCUUUGCUCCGCUCCUUUUCUUUGACACCUCGCCGCGUCGGAGCCCGGCGUCUUGAUCAUCUUCUCCAUCUUCGCCAUCGUCCAUCAUCGCCGGCGGUCCCUGAGGAGCAGCGCUAGCCCCCUUGGAUCCACGUCCUGUCUGAAGAAUCGGCAAACUUUUGGCCCCUCUCUCCAUCCGCCGAUCUCCACUUGACCCCACGCCCGCGUCCAUGGACUUGCUGUGAACCUGGAGGGAGGGGCGACAGGCGAGACCACGGUGAAGAAAGCUGUGAUCCAGGUGCUCCUGAAGUGCUCCUGCUCGCUGUUCUUCAUCCGCCCUCCUCCGCUUCCUCCUCCUCCAGUCAUGGAGAAGUGAAGGAGCAGCAGACGGCAAGACCGAGGAGAAGUUCAAGCAAUAAGGAGUCAAGGAAGGGGUGAGGCGGGCUGUGGAGCCCAUGAACAAGCUGUCAGCAGACACACCAGCGGGUCACUGAGCUGAGGACGGACAAGGAGGGAGGAACACAACACGGAUCCGCCUCGGGUCAUGUCAACAACGGCAACCAUGGGCGACAUGGCCAACAGCACCGUGGAGUUUUACCCCAAAGGGGCUCGCGGGGGAGGGAGGGAGGAGGGCAGCCACAGCGCGGGAGACUUUGGGGUCACGUUGACGGAACUGAGGGAGCUGAUGGAGCUCAGGGGGAACGACGCCCUGCAGAAAAUCCAGGAAAGCUUCGGAGACACAGAGGGCCUCUGCCAGAGACUACUGUCCAGCACGUCUGACGGUCUCAGCGGGGACCCAGUAGACCUGGAGCGUCGUGGUCAGGUCUACGGCCAGAACUUUAUCCCCCCCAAAAAACCCAAGACUUUCCUGGAGCUGGUGUGGGAGGCCCUGCAAGAUGUCACGCUCAUCAUUCUGGAGAUCGCCGCCAUCAUCUCUCUUGCCCUCUCCUUCUACCAGCCGCCUGGAGACGAAACGGAGUCGUGCGGCAACGUGUCGGCAGGAGGGGAGGACGAAGGCGAGGGGGAGGCCAACUGGAUCGAGGGCGCCGCCAUUCUGCUGUCGGUGGCGUGUGUCGUCCUGGUAACGGCGUUCAACGACUGGUCCAAAGAAAAGCAGUUCCGGGGCCUGCAGAGUCGAAUCGAGCAGGAGCAAAAGUUCACGGUGGUGCGGAAAGGAAAUGUCAUCCAGAUCCCGGUGGCCGACAUGGUGGUGGGGGACAUGGCACAGGUGAAGUACGGGGACCUGCUACCAGCCGACGGUGUCCUGGUCCAAGCCAACGAUCUGAAGAUCGACGAGAGCUCUCUAACGGGAGAGUCUGACCACGUACGCAAAUCUGUGGAUAAGGACCCGAUGCUGCUCUCAGGCACACACGUGAUGGAGGGUUCAGGCCGCAUGCUGGUGACGGCGGUUGGCAUCAACUCCCAGACGGGCAUCAUCUUCACGCUGCUUGGGGCCGGAGAUGUGGAAGAAGAUGGUAAAGAAAAGAAAGAGGACAGUACUCAGUUGCUGGUCAACACAGAUGCCAGUUUCAGCACAGUCACCAACGGAAAACAACCCGAUGGCGCCGUGGAGAACAACCAGAACAAAGCUAAGAAGCAAGAUGGUGGCGUCGCCAUGGAGAUGCAGCCCCUCAAAAGCGCGGAGGGAGGAGAAGUGGACGACCGAGAGAAGAAGAAGACCAACAUACCGAAGAAGGAGAAGAGUGUCUUGCAGGGCAAGCUCACCAAACUGGCGGUUCAAAUUGGCAAAGCAGGUUUAGUGAUGUCCGCUAUUACUGUUAUCAUCCUGGUGCUCUACUUUGUCAUCGACACCUUUGUUGUUGAAGGCCACGUGUGGGUGACAGAAUGUACCCCGGUCUACGUCCAGUACUUUGUCAAGUUCUUCAUCAUUGGAGUCACCGUGCUUGUGGUCGCCGUGCCGGAGGGUUUGCCGCUCGCCGUCACCAUCUCUCUGGCGUACUCUGUCAAGAAAAUGAUGAAGGACAACAACCUUGUGCGCCACCUGGACGCGUGUGAGACCAUGGGCAACGCCACUGCCAUCUGCUCCGACAAGACGGGCACGCUCACCACCAACCGCAUGACCGUGGUUCAGGCUUACGUCGGUGACAUGCACUACCGUGUGAUCCCGGACCCAGGCCAGAUCAACCCCCGGACACUGGACAUAUUAGUCAACGCUAUCGCAAUCAACAGUGCCUACACCUCCAAGAUCUUACCACCAGAUGUGGAGGGAGGUCUGGCCAAGCAAGUGGGCAACAAGACGGAGUGUGGCCUCCUGGGAUUUGUACUGGACCUGCAACAGGACUACAUGUCCGUCAGAGACCAGAUCCCUGAAGAGAGACUCUACAAGGUGUACACAUUUAACUCGGUGCGAAAAUCCAUGAGCACAGUGACCAAGCUGCCAGAUGGUUCCUUCCGUCUCUACAGCAAAGGAGCCUCGGAGAUCAUGCUAAAAAAGUGUUCUUACGUACUCGAUGCCAAUGGAGAAUCUCGCACUUUCCGCCCACGUGACAGAGAUGAGAUGGUCAAACAGGUGAUUGAGCCGAUGGCGUGUGAGGGACUGAGGACCAUCUGCAUCGCUUACCGUGACCUGCCCACCAAUCCAGAGCCCGACUGGGAAAACGAGACCGAGAUUGUGACGGAGUUGACCUGCAUCACUGUGGUCGGGAUUGAAGAUCCAGUACGACCUGAGGUACCGGACGCCAUCCGGAAGUGUCAGCGUGCGGGCAUUACUGUGCGGAUGGUGACUGGCGAUAACAUCAACACAGCCAGGGCCAUUGCUGCCAAAUGUGGAAUCAUCCACCCUGGGGAUGACUUUAUCUGUCUCGAGGGCAAAGACUUCAACCGACGAAUCAGGAACGAGAAAGGAGAGAUUGAACAAGAACGCAUCGAUAAAAUCUGGCCUAAACUGCGCGUGUUGGCUCGCUCUUCACCAACAGACAAACACACUCUUGUCAAAGGCAUCAUUGACAGCAGCGUCCUAGAACAGAGGCAAGUGGUUGCAGUGACAGGCGAUGGAACCAACGAUGGACCUGCUCUAAAGAAGGCUGAUGUCGGCUUCGCUAUGGGCAUCGCGGGGACAGACGUGGCGAAAGAGGCAUCUGACAUCAUCCUGACCGAUGACAACUUCAGCAGCAUCGUCAAGGCGGUGAUGUGGGGACGAAACGUCUACGACAGCAUCUCCAAGUUCCUGCAGUUCCAGCUCACAGUGAAUGUGGUGGCCGUCAUAGUGGCCUUCACCGGGGCCUGCAUCACUCAGGACUCACCUCUGAAGGCAGUGCAGAUGCUGUGGGUGAACCUCAUCAUGGACACGUUUGCUUCCCUGGCCCUGGCCACCGAGCCCCCGACUGAGGCACUGUUGCUACGGAAACCCUACGGCCGCAACAACCCGCUCAUUUCCCUCACAAUGAUGAAAAACAUCUUGGGCCACGGAGUGUACCAACUCGUCAUCAUUUUCACCCUGCUCUUCAUAGGCGAGCGCAUUUUCAACAUCGACAGCGGCCGCAACGCUCCGCUCCACUCGCCGCCGUCCGAGCACUACACCAUCAUCUUCAACACGUUUGUGCUCAUGCAGCUCUUCAACGAGAUCAACGCACGCAAGAUCCACGGGGAGCGCAAUGUCUUUGACGGCAUAUUUUCCAACCCCAUCUUCUGUUCCAUUGUUCUGGGGACCUUCGCAGUGCAGAUCGUGAUUGUGCAGUGGGGAGGGAAGCCGUUCAGCUGCGCUCCGCUCAACAUGGAGCAGUGGCUCUGGUGUCUGUUCGUGGGAGUUGGAGAGCUGCUCUGGGGUCAGGUAAUUGCCACCGUGCCGACGGAGCGGCUGCCGUGUCUGAAGGAAGCGGGGCUUGGUCUGGAGCCAGGGGAGGAGGAAGGGGAGGAGCUUGCAGAGGAUGAAGAGGAGAUUGAUUGUGCUGAGAGGGAAUUGCGUCGUGGACAGAUCCUCUGGUUCAGAGGCCUCAACCGCAUCCAGACUCAGAUGGAGGUAGUGAGCACGUUCAAGCGAAGCGGCUCGUUUCAGGGAGCAGUGAGAAGGCGCUCCUCCGUGCUCAGUCAGCUCCACGACAUGCGGGUGGUGAAAGCGUUCCGUAGUUCUCUGUACGAGGGCCGGGAGAAGCCAGAGUCCCGCAACUCCAUCCACAACUUCAUGGCCCACCCGGAGUUCCUCAUCAACGACCUCAUCCACAACAUCCCGCUGAUCGACGACACAGACGUGGACGACGAGUCCGAGCUCAGCAGAUACCAGCACGUGCACCCGGCCCUUCGCAAGCCGCCGCCCCCGCCCGCCCAGUCCCAGCCUGCGUCCCGCAGCCGCCCCGCCCGCCCGUACCGCCAGCAAAGCCUCCCCGUGACCCGAUGCAACCGGAACAACAACAACAACACGGUAGUUGCCCCCGGCAACUACCGUCCCCAUCAUUGCCACCAUCGACACUGCGGCAGGGACCGGUUGGGGAAUCCCCCCGGCCCUCACCUGGCCCACCUGUACUGUGUGGAGACCACCUUAUGACUGGGCGGGGAGGACAGGGAGGACGCACAUGUGACAUUUCCAUCCAAUCGCUCGACAGGGCGGACAUGCGGGAGGACAAUGGCUGCUCCUAGAUCUCCAUGACGACACCACCACCGCCCCCACCCCCCUUCCCCAACCUCACCUUGACCCUCCACCCCUCCAGGUAACGAGCUGUGGGUUUGGGGCUACAGGGCGGCAUGGGGACCACUCUCUCCCGCGUUUCUAUUGGUCACAUGUGGUUGCCAUGACGCCGCAAUGAUCCGCUCGUCGUCCAAUCGUUCAAGCUUUAACUCAUCGUCUGUCACCCCCGCAUGAUAUUUCUUUGAUUUCCUCUCUCUCUCUCUCUCUCUCUCUCUUUCUCUCUCUCUCUCUCUCUCUCUCUCACUGCGCGUGUGUUGUCUCUUAUGGGUAGGAGGGGUUACAAAACCAGAAACUUGUUAGAAAAAGACCCAAUUCCAGACAAUUAUUUUCCAUUUAGUAUACCGUAUUUCCUUGAACAGCUGCCGGGGCGCUAAUUAAUUUAAAACCUCUGCUCACUCCUGCGCUUAUUCAAGGCAUGCAGUAAAAGUAAGCAGGCGCUAAUCAUUUUAAAACCUCUUCUCACCCCUGCGCAUACCAAUAGCAUGCCGUAAAAAAUGGAGUGUGAUAAAAAACUAAAAUUAAUAAAAACUUUUUCUGCUGCCGCAGCCCGGUGGUUGGGGACUACUGCUCUACAACAUGUCAUUGCACCCAUUUUUACACCAUGCUAUCUGCGUACCAGCCAGACACAUGCAUUUCACUGCUUCUCAUACGAGAUUGCAAUGCAUAAUUGGUCAACAGCCAUACCUUUUACACUGAUGGUUGUGAUAUAAACAACUUUAACACUCCUACUAAUAUGCGCCACACUCUGGGAA